AUGAAUCUGGUCCUUCCAUUCUUUUUUCUCUUUGCUCUUGCAAUUUGCAACAAUCCACGUUCUGUUUGCUCCGGGAACACUGCAGGCACAAGAUCUCAGUGGUGUGAUUACAGCAUCGACACCAACUACUACGACCAUGUCCCCGACACUGGAGUUGUGAGAGAGUACCAUUUCGACUUGCAGCAGAUCACUGCAUCGCCGGAUGGGUUCUCUCGCAUCGCUUAUGCGUUCAACGGGAUGGUCCCGGGACCAACCAUCGAGGCGGACUGGGGCGACACUGUUGUCGUCCACGUGUCCAACAACCUCACGCUGGCGCAGAACGGCACCUCUAUCCACUUCCACGGCAUCCGUCAAAACUACACUAAUGAGAUGGACGGCGUGACGGCUAUUACGCAAUGUCCAGUUCACGCCGGUGGAUCAAUGACUUAUAAGUGGCGCGCCACGCAAUACGGGACCUCGUGGUAUCAUUCCCACAUUGGCCUGCAGGCCUGGGACGGCGCCUCCGGUGCUAUCCGGAUUAACGGGCCGACAACUGCCAACUAUGACGUGGAUAAGGGCACUAUCUUGCUCUCGGACUGGACUCACCCGACCGCGAGCUCGCUGUACUCCUCUGCUUUGACGAAUGGUCCUCCUUUCAUCAGCAACGGCCUCAUCAACGGCACCAACACGUGGAACAACUCUGGGACAGUCGUCGGGAAUCGCUUCAGCACUUCAUUCGAGGCAGGCAAGAGUUACCGGUUCGGGCUGAUUAACGGUGCCCUCGACACACACUUCAAGUUUACGAUUGACAACCAUACCAUGACUGUCAUUGCAGCAGACUUUGUCCCCAUUGUCCCAUAUCAGACUACUGUCCUUGACAUUGCUAUUGGUCAAAGGUAUGACAUUGUUGUUACUGCGGACCAGCAAUCCGUGGCCGACAAUUUCUGGAUGCGUGCUCUGGUGCAGACAACUUGCUCCAACAACGACAACCCCGACGACAUCCGGGGCAUCAUUCACUACGGAAGCGAGAUUUCCACGCCAACCACCUCGGUAUAUGAUUACGUCGAUGGCUGUAUCGACGAGCCAGUGGAAAGCUUGGUACCUCACGUGGCACUCAGCGCCGGAACUUCAGACCAGUCGAAUCUGGAGCAAGUCUCCAUCCUCAACUCCGAUGGCGUCUUCCUUUGGGCUCUUAACAACACGUCCUUCUAUGCCGACUGGGCCAACCCAACCCUGCUUCAGGUCUACAACAACGCGACCAACUUUACCACCCGGAGCCACGUCAUUCAGCUCGACCAGGCGGACAGCUGGGUCUACGUCAUCAUCGAGGCGACCAACGGCGCCGCGCACCCCAUCCACCUACACGGCCACGACUUUUACAUCGUUGCACAGGGCUCCGGAUCGUUUGACUCGUCGACGGAUCUGUUCAGCCUCACCAAUCCUAUGCGCCGCGACGUGGCGAUGCUGCCCGGCUCUGGACAUCUGGUGCUGGCCUUUAAGACGGACAACCCCGGCGCGUGGCUGAUGCACUGUCACAUUGGGUGGCACACCAACAUGGGACUGGCCCUUCAGUUCGUGGAAAGACAGGAGGAGGCUCGGAAGCUUAUCAACUACGACUUUCUCAACGACACCUGCGCGGGCUGGAAGGAGUACGCCACGCUGGUUUCCCUUGAGCAGGAGAUAUACGACGACGGUAUCUAA
Molecule: messenger RNA, 1680 nt
Organism: Cordyceps fumosorosea ARSEF 2679
Lineage: Eukaryota; Fungi; Ascomycota; Sordariomycetes; Hypocreales; Cordycipitaceae
Product: Multicopper oxidase, type 3
Exons: 2
Coding region: 1-1680 (559 amino acids)
Molecular function (GO): copper ion binding; oxidoreductase activity
Source: RefSeq, a predicted model, not a curated record